AGAAUAAUUUUUUUUUUGGUUAUAUAUAUAUACAUAAAGAUGGAAAUCCAAGUUUAUCUUCUAAAUCCAACUAACCUAAAAUUCUCUCUUCUCUCUUUUUACUUUUUUUACUUUUUUUUUUUUUCUAUUGUCGGUGAAUUUGGAUUUUUCUCUCAUCCUCCUCUCCUCCAUCAUCAUAAUACCACCUGCUGCAAGCUCUCUCCGACAUAUUUAUUCUCUCUUUCUCUCUCUCAGGUCUCUUAAAAACCCACCUUCGAAAAAGUCUUUCUCUUUGGAGGGUUUUUUUAUAGAAAAAAGAUCCUCCAUCCAUGGACGGCGGCGCAGUAGCUGACGUGGCAGUCGCCGGUACGAGGAAGAGAGAGAGACCUUACAAAGGUAUAAGGAUGAGGAAGUGGGGAAAGUGGGUCGCAGAGAUUAGAGAGCCAAACAAGCGGUCUAGGUUAUGGCUUGGCUCUUACUCGACUCCUGAAGCGGCGGCUCGUGCUUACGACACGGCGGUUUUUUAUCUUAGAGGACCUACGGCGAGGCUUAACUUCCCUGAGCUUCUUCCUAGAGAGAAAUUCUCCUCCGACGAGGAUAUGUCGGCUGCUACGAUUAGGAAAAAAGCUACGGAGGUUGGUGCUCAGGUUGAUGCUUUAGGUACGGCGGUUCAGAAUAACCGCCACCGUGUCUUUGGUCAGAAUAUAGAUAGUGAUGAUGAGAAGAAGAGUUUUCAUCGGAAUUAUCAAAACGGUGAGAGAGAAGAAGAUGAUGAUCAGGAAGAAGAGGAUGACAAGAGAUUGAAGAGUGGCGGCCGGAUCUUGGAUCGGGUUGACUUGAAUAAAUUACCCGACCCGGAAAGCUCCGAUGAAGAAUGGAAAAGCAGAUAUUAAUA
Molecule: messenger RNA, 874 nt
Organism: Camelina sativa (false flax)
Lineage: Eukaryota; Viridiplantae; Streptophyta; Magnoliopsida; Brassicales; Brassicaceae
Source: RefSeq, a predicted model, not a curated record